This is a messenger RNA of Nematostella vectensis (starlet sea anemone), 3166 nucleotides long. RefSeq names its product gamma-aminobutyric acid receptor subunit beta-1. Lineage: Eukaryota; Metazoa; Cnidaria; Anthozoa; Actiniaria; Edwardsiidae. The transcript has 11 exons. Gene Ontology annotation, cellular component: synapse; neuron projection; membrane. Gene Ontology annotation, biological process: chloride transmembrane transport; chemical synaptic transmission; nervous system process. Gene Ontology annotation, molecular function: neurotransmitter receptor activity; extracellular ligand-gated monoatomic ion channel activity; transmembrane signaling receptor activity. The record is from RefSeq and is a predicted model, not a curated record. Bases 400 to 2016 code for a protein of 538 amino acids.
GUUUUUAGCACUAAGCGAAAGUGAGUUCGUUAAUUGCUUAUUAUCGAUGCGUCUUAUAAUUCCAUCUAAAGGAAGUUGAUUUCAUUAAGUCCUACGACGACUCAGUUUGGACCCAUCUAAUUCGGCCGUUAUCAGGGGAUAUAGACGUACAUGAGGCUAUUGCCUCGCUAUGACUCCAUGUCAAUUUGUUAUGGUGAUGACCCUUGUCUUACCAAAGGGCUCACUUAGACCAAGGUGUUGUUGCGACUGGCUCUUAGCGAUCGAAGACUUCAUAAUGUCACAGGAAGCAGUAGAUUUGAAUUGGGAAAUGACCAGAUUCCGAGUGUAAACAAAGCAAGAGUAAACUUUACUCAUUGAAAAGCUCGACUUUAAGAUAUUAAUCUUAAGGAAAAACGGCAAAUGAAUUGGACAAGUCGAGCUUCACUCCUGGUUGUCAUCUCUUUUCUGCUACGAGCCAAAUCAAAAUCUUUGCCUCCCACUGGCGAACCAACUGAUGCAGAGGCCUCAUUAGAGGCAGGCCAUAGACGGAAUUUCUCUUCCUUUGAAGACGCUUUAUUAAAGCCGAGGAGAGGAGAAACAGAAUCAGAGUAUGAGUUAAAACCGUUGAACGAAAGUUUGGCUUUACCUGGAAGAAACAUCAGUAAACUGCUGGAUGACGUCUUUAAAAGAUAUGACAAGAGGAUACGUCCAUAUUAUGGAAUUAAAGCCGUCGAUAUUCAGCUGGACAUGCUCAUCCUAUCGUUCGGGGAGUUGAGCGAGACUAAUAUGGUAAAGUUCCAUGCAAACGAUACGCGGCGGUACAACCAAUGGGGCGACUGGGAGUUCACUGUCGAUAUGUACCUCGGGCAGUUUUGGAAGGAACCACGUCUUGCGUUUGGCAUUAAGCGGGAAAUCAUUCUCAGCGGUGUAGCAUCUGAAAAACUCUGGGUUCCCGAUACGUUUUUUGUGAAUUCUAUUGACACCAAGGUUCAUGCCCUUCUUUUCUCCAACAAGAAAGUUUGGAUCAACCUGACCGACGGAUCCGUCAUGCUUAGCGCGAGGCUAACGACGCGCAACUCGUGCAAGGUGGACCUCCGUAACUACCCCAUGGAUGAACAGACGUGUCAUCUGCCCUUCGAGAGCUUUUCGUACGAACAAAAGGAUUUAAAUUACACAUGGCGAAGCAAAGUAGGCUCAGAUAUCGCAAUCUAUGACAAAGAGAUGGCUCAAUUUGACAUCAUCGCGGCAAAACGUUUUCUCAAGCAUCCCGUCUAUCACUCACCCAUGUUCUCUGGUCUGACCGCCACCAUGUCGUUCCGCCGCCGCUCGCUCUACUACAUCUUCCAGAUGUAUAUUCCGUGCACAUGCGUCGUGAUUCUGUCCUGGAUUGCUUUCUGGAUUGACCCCAAGGAAGGGUCAGAACGCGUAGGCCUGGGCAUCUCAGCGGUUCUUACCAUUAGCUACAUGCGCGGUUCUAUGAACGCCGGCAUGCCAAGGGUGUCCUAUCUGAAGUCGAUUGACUACUUCCUGUUGAUAUCGUUUGUUUUUGUGUUCAUGUCACUUAUUGAGUACGUGCUCGUACUGAAGGAUGCUAGGAAGGAACGCCGAAAGAAGAUAACACUUCCGGGAAUUCUACCAGGCACGCAGAUGGCGUCCAUACCGGAUGAGCCUCUUGUGGUUACCGUAACUGCAGGCGAUAAAACCUACCGCUUCCAGGAACCAAAUGACCAAGAGUUUUGCCAUGCCAACAACAACGUAGACGCCGCACCUUCGCCAGAACGACGGCGUAGUAUCACUUAUAAACCGCGUAGUACCGCCAUGCAACUAAACAACGCGACAGGGCGUCGAAGACCGCAAAGGAGAGAGCUGAGAAGAAAAUCAUCCAUCGCUAGGUUCAUCACUAAAACAGCCAAGUCUGUUCGGCCAGAGAAGGGAGUCCAUCCACUGGAUAAAUACUCUCGCUUAGUUUUUCCAAUAUCAUAUGCUAUAUUCUUAAUUAUUUACUUCUCAGUUCAGUACCACGCGGUGUGGAAAUGACAUGGGCCUUUACCAUCAUGUGAGCAUUGUGCCUCACAGUAAACCAAUAAACAUGUCAUUGAAUUCUAUGUGACAUCGUUUCCGGUAGUCCCAUCAAGGACGGAGAGAUUACGUGCGUGACAUGAUGUGUGUGACAUGAUGUACGUGAAAACGUGUGACCAGCCCAAUCUGACCAGAAAUACAAUAUGUCAUAAGUAUGACGCAGAAGGUGUCAUGGCGUGACAUGAUAUGCGUGAUAAUGUGUGAUUAGCCUGAUCUUGACCAAUAUGUAAUGAGUAUGACGCAAAACGUGACAUGGCGGAACAUAGCGUGACAUGAUGUGCGUUACAGGUUGCGAACAGCCCCGUCUUGAACAGAUAUGCAAUGGUAGCUGCAGAUCAUGUAUUUGAGUGUCUCGAGAAAAACGCAGAGUCGGGACCGGAGUGAAUCGAUUAGCCUAAAAUCGGCAUCCUUAGCUCUGGUAAUAGGUCACUAGAUCAUCCAUCUAGAAACUUUUUCCAUCCAAAUAGCAAAUAACAACCAACAAAGGGGUCAUUUUAGCAGGGUGGUGUCCGGGCCCGUCGGACCAGGCUGUAGACACGCGGCUGGCAUGGUUGCUCAAAAUCUUGGAAAAGAGUAAAUUAUGACUAAGUAUGUAUGGUAGUAGUCAAGUCAACCAACUGAGGCUGAUGGAGUCAUUCUCUUUCGCCCGUUUGACCAGACUUAGCAGACUUUUAUCAAGAUGAAAAAUCUUGCUUUUAAUGACUUUACAGCAAUGCUUUUAAAGGAUAGGGGUGGGUGGCGUUAACAUGAACAAAUUGUGCUAUAUCCUACGCCAAACGAACCUUAUUUCGGUUAUAACAACCGACGGGAAAAUCACUUGGUGCAAAUCUACAAAGCUAUUUAUUUGGUUAUUUAGACAAUAUAAAAAUAUAUUCUUUCACUUCCGUCUUUUGUCCUUUUAAAUAAUCAGGUGAUCAAAUUUGUAAAAAAAGGAACUGUGUAGAAAAGUCGUUACUUGUUAUCAUCAGUAGAACUAGUACUAACAAACCGUCUAUGUGUGUGAAGGCAAGGGGAUAGGUGAUUAUAGAAGGAUGUAGGAAAUUUAAUGUAAAUCCAGGUUGUAAAAAUAACUUCUAACUAAAGACAAUAAAGUUCUAAGGCUAUCGUA